UGGGGAUAGGUAAAUGUGGCGGAUUGUACUUCCGGCUUCCUGACAUAAGCAUCGUCCUGUUGAAAAAUGUUUCCCCUAACAGUUACAGGGCAAUCAGUUUCAUUUCCGUUGUUUAUUCGAUGUUAAUUUCGGCUCCGCGUGUGUUGAUCUACACCAAAAAUGGAUUCUGGAGUCGCUAAAGAUCCCCCGUUGAGACGAUCAUCGAGGCUUUCAACAGCUAACGGUAAAGGUUUGCAAGAUGGUUACCAAGCGAGUUAGCCUAACAAUUAAAGCUAACUGAAUAAAGCUAUCUCAGAUUUUCCAGAUGCAAUUGAAACUUAAUUUAGCUAACUUUACUCACAGACUGUCAAAUAAGUUGAAUGUGUACAUGAUGUGUUAUUUGAUACGGAAGCCUUAAAAGCACAUGCUACCAUUUCGCUGUUGACUUCAUUCUGCUGAUCACAACAGCAUGUGGAUGCUAACUUUGUGGUAAUAGAACUUGCGGUUUAUUUAUUUAUUGAUUGAAGUUUAUUUGAACAUAUAAAUAAAUAAAUGAAUGAAUAAAUAGUAAAGAACAAAUGACAAAACGCUAUUCAUGUUGAAAAAGGAGUGGGAAGUAGUGAUGUUUCGUUCGUGAAUGAUUCGUUUAAAAGAAUCGAAUCUUUCAAGUGAACGUAUUGAACCGAAUCACUUCAUCGAGUGAUUCGUUCGUAACUGAAGUGAGAAACAGCAUUGCCAGUCGAGCAGCCAGCGAAUGAGGGACAGCAUGCGCCGACAUCUGAAUCACUUGGUGAACGAAUCACGCAUUGAACUACACUCUCUGGAAUCAUUUUUGUCGGACAAAGUUACCUUUUUUUUACUGCUAAAUUGCCACCACAAUUGCAGACAAUAGGACACAGCAUUUAACAAGUAGUGCAUUAAACCCGCAGCAAUCUAUCAUUGCAGCAGUUUGCAAGGGAACGGUGCAUGUUAAGUUUGAAUACUUCCAAAGGUUCAGUGAACAAAUCACUCACUGACCCCAAUUUACCGAGCGGACCUGAUAAAUAGCAUACCAUAGGACAGUACACUUAAGACGACAUGACUUCUGUGAAAACAUAUUUUUUAUAUUUUGUUUUAAAUUGUUUUAUGUUCGGACGUUGUUUUUUGAUUUUAUUAAUUUUGAAGUUAUACUUCCCUCUUAAUUGAUAACCCCCCUCUUGAUCCCCAAACACAUUUUUUAUAUUUUGUGGUAGAAGGUUAUUUUUAGCUUUAUGCAUAAUUUGUGCUGUUUGGAAUUUCACAGUGUCUGUAAGUUUAAAUAAUUGUGACUGCAAGAAGAGUGAGUGAGUGUUAUCCAGAUAACUGAUAAUUGUCAUGAGGUCGCUGUGCCAUCUACAGGAGAAGUCGGGGGAUCUUUUCAAAUGGGGGAACAUUUUCGGAGUAAAACCAAAUCUUAUUCUCCACAUUUUAUUUCUGAAAAUAUCGGCGAAAAUCGGUGAGUUUUGGCCGAUUACUGAUUAGUCUCAAACGGGCUAAAUUGGCUGAUUUAAUCGGUUGGGCCCUAAUGUUGAUCCCCUAACCUGCUCCUGUGUAGGUUCUCUGUUGAUCUGGAGCUGCUGUGCAUUAUCACAGACACUUCUUCUACUUAUCUAGCUUUUGAUUCAACGGGGACUAAAUAGGCUGAUACCACAGCAGUUAGGCUUAAUUUUAGGAGCACCCAUCGCACUGAAUAAUGUUGAUUUAAUAACAAUGUUCCCAUAUUUUUGAUUGAUCUCCAUAUCCCUCUGUUUAAUACCGCCAGGGCUGCAGCAGAAAUAUGCCUCUCAAAUUCUCAGACACCAAGAAUAAACCUCGGUCAUAAAUCAGCUUCAGAAAAUGAACAAGCGUUAUUGUUGUUGGAUCAUUUGUGCACUAUUGAGGAAAAAGCGGUGUUAAUUAAAUCAGAUCGAUUGAACUCACGUUAAGUAUGCUGAAUUUGAGCACUUACAGACAGCAGAUUUCUUGGACUGUAGCCUACUUCUAUUUGGCGAGAGCACCACCUGGUGUAUUAAGUCGCUUAUGACUACUUUUUAACUGUGUAAUGUUACUCUGAUUCUGAACCUUACCAGAACUGUCUCAAUGACAAAAGGUUACAGUGGUCCUGAAAGAUAAGUGCAAAAGCUUUCAUCAGCACAAUAUGUUUCACUGAACGGCAAGAUCAUUUCACGAAACAGCAAAAUAUUCUUCUUGUGUUUUACUUUUUUUGUGUCAUGAAAUGUUACUUUGUUUAAAGUAAUAUUUUUGCACUUUUUGAAUCGAUUUUGUACUGAUAUUUUUGUCUGAAAAACUAGCUUAUUAUAUGUAACUCUGCAGACACACAGUAUUAAGUUGUAUUUUUAGUAUUUCUUGUAUGAUAUCAAUUUAUUUAUUGACAUUACUUAUUGAAAUGGGGAAAUCAGUCUUAUUUUAAUGUGAGAUCAAGAAACAAUAAGUCAGUGUCUCAUAAAAAAAUAAGUAAUUAUUUGUUAUCGUGGGAACAUGGAGAAUGUAAUACUACUACUACUUCUGAUAAAAAUAAUAAUAAUGCUAAUAUUUUCUGCUCGGUUCCAGUUUUAAGUGUCAAACCAACGCCCAGGGGUCCCUUAAUAAGGACCAGAAAGAGGUCACAAAAUCAAGCUGCUGCUGUAGCCGUCAGUAGAUCCAAAAAUGCAGAAAACCAUCCAGAUGAUGAAGGUGUGCACCAAUAAAUCCAUAAACAGUACUCAUCAAAUCCCACCAAAACUUAAAGUUGAGCCAUUCAAGACUCUAUUAAACCAAAAAAUGUGUCUUUACCUGUAUAGACUCGCCUGGCAAGAGGAGCCGGAUGGGAAUGGAAGCAGAAGAUGACAUUGAGAUGGAUGAAGAGCUGGAGAACAAAGACCAAGAGAGUGAUAUACGCGUGAACUAUAAUCCAGCAGAAAUGCACCGAGGUUUGGGCCAGUUUUUUUGAAGUGCAACCAACCAGUUUUCUUUUGAUCUAUUCCUACCGGUUAUCAUUGUUGUAAUUCUUGUUAGUUUUUUCAAAAAGAGAAAAUAAUUUCCUGAAUCUGAGGCUACAUCAUACACAGUUUUGCUUUCCAUUGAUCAGGAGCCCAUGGAGACAUGAAUUUAUUCCCUCGAGUAGCUCUCGGUCAACGCUGUCAAUCCAAUCAUACAGUUAGAGAAGAUGGAGACUCAUUUCAAACCAGGAUAGGUGUGUAAAGCCUGUUGAAUUUAUUCUGAAAUUCUUUCAUCAAGGGAGUACAACAUAUCAUCUGAUUCUGUUUUUUUUUUUUUAUAAGUAAAACCACCUCCAAAAACAUCUGGAGUCCCCACCAAGCCUGCCAUGCAGAUCAAUUCACCAGAGCACAGACACGAUGCAGUGAAUUUAAAAGUCACCAGCAUGGCCGAGUACAAGAAGACAAUGGAGGCUAAAGCAAAGAGCUCAGGUACUGUGUUUACUUUUUAGUCAGAUUUCAGGUAACAAAAGCAUUUAGCACCUGUCUACUAGAUUUACAACUAAUGAUUCAACAAAAGCCUAAGUAGAUUCUGUCUCAUGUUUACGUUUUCCAGAUGUUAACCACUAUCCCCCUAGAGACUAUCCAGCCCCAGAGAAAUCAUGUACAAGGAGGCAUGUGAAUAACUUGCCAAAAGGAAAAGAUGCUGGACAGUACAAAAAACAAGGUAAUAGUCUUUUCACAACAACACAAUCCUUAGCCAUGUGUCAUGUUGUGCUGUUUUUAAUGUCAACUUUUUUUGUAGAACGAAAGCUUGAGAAAACUCCUGUGAUUAAAAAAAGCUCUGGACAUGCGUCAAGAGGUAAGCUUUGGUAGUUUUUAUAUCACUAUACCAGAUUUAAACUUCUUAAAGAUACUUGCUAAACAUUGUUUCUCAAAUGCUUUUUUAUAUUGCUAUCUUUUUUUUUACAGGGUUCUUGUGGUAUUUGUGCUGUUUGGUUGUCCUGGUGCUGCUUGGUUCUGCUGUCUUUUUUGCUUACAAGAGCUUCAUCACACAAAAAAGUACUAUAGGUGGUGGUGUAUCUUCAUUCAGGGCUGCGAAGCCAGAGUUGUUUUCAGAUCAGCUGUCUCUUCUUGAGAGCCAGUUUCCUAGUCAGCGACUUGAUGUGUGGAAGAGGAGUAAGAUCCACCUGGAGAAGCACCUCAGAACAGCUCAGCCCACAGGGCCGGUCAGUCUGAUCUUUGCUGCUGGCCUCAAGGCUGAGAGGACACUGUCCUGUCUGGCUCAAGGGGUCGCCUCUGCGUACUCCUCUGCCCUAAACGCCUCUGUCCUUCACUUUGAUGGAGCCAGCAAAGCCAACAGGGACAGCGAUGAGGUUAAGUUAGACAUUGACCGCCAACUGCAAGCGGCCUUUGGCGGAGACAAACCUGCUGUUGUGAUUCACCGUUUUGAGGAGUUGCCUCCUGGUUCCACCAUCAUUUUUUACCGAUACUGCGACCACGACAACGCCGCAUAUAAACAGGUUUUCCUGUUGUUUACUGUGCUACUGCCACAAGAUGAAGUGGGGGCUGAGGUGGGUCUGGUGAAAGCAGAGGAGAUUGUCCUGGACUAUGUGAAAGAAAGGCUGCUGGAGCCCACCAGCCAAACUGCUUUCAAUACGAUGGACAAUGACAAAUUUGGUGGACUGUGGAGCCGGAUCUCCCAUCUCAUCCUACCUGUUGUGUCUGAGGAGGAAGUAGAGCAGAAAGGAUGCCCAUGGUAAAAAAAGAGGAAGCAGUUCCUUUUUAGCAUUUGGAGGAACUUUAAAAUAGAGAAGUAUUGUGUAAAUAUCAUGCUUUUGCUGUUAUAAUACAUGUAUGAAUUGACUGAACAGGUAUGAAGUUUGUUGUGAGAGCUGUUGCUUGGAAGAGAUAAGAUUGUACUGAAGUUGGAGUUUCAGUUGUCGUAGUUGAUGAUUCAGAUUACCUCCUCCUAUGACGUCCAACACUGAUUUUUUAAAAACUUUUGCAGACAUAAACAGUCUUUCCAAAAGGAUGUUACAGAGAUGCUCCACCAGCAUUCCAUUUUUAAGUAGUAUUUGAAGCAUUUUGUUCUACAGGUUAACACAUAAGAUACAGAUGGAGUUGUUUUCUUCUUAUUCUUCUCUGUUUGAGUCAACUUUCUCCAUAACAAAAAAAGUUAGAUGUCUAGCUUGAUUCACGCUGCAUUCUUCUUUAAAAACUAUAAUAAUAAUAAUGAUAAAAAAAAAAAGUUUUUGAGCUAAAUUUCAUUUCAGGUGAAAUGUAUUUCACCUCUUCUGUACCAAAACUCCAGACCACCGCUUGUUGAAUCCUUGUUUCCCCUUUAAGUGUCCAUGCAGAUGUUUCUGUCGUUAUUUGUGUCCAUCAUUGGAACUGUUUGCACUAAAUAUAUAAUUUUGAUAUUUUUAAUCUAAGAUUGAAAGCUUUUCAGAAGCUUUGUUUUUCUGAAGAUGUUGCAUACUUUUGAUCGGUUUGUAAUAUUUUGUAAUAUUUUGGAAAGAUGUAUUCAUAUAUUGUUAAUCACAGUAGCUUGUUGUUUGCAUCUGUUAAGAAACCACUGAAAUGUAUUAUUCCAGCCCAGAUACAUGUAAGUUCUCACCUAGUGAUAUCAAUUUGUAAAUAUAUUUUGAUUGAAUAUUAUUCAGUUAGUCACAAAAUGUGCCUUAGAAACGCAUGUCAAGAAAAUUGGGUUGUAUUUAAAAAGCAACAAAUCACUGAUCAAUGAUUUGAAACUGUGUUUUGACACAUUUGGACAGGUCAACAUUUCUUUCAAAUUAAAACUUUGAAAUACAGGUAAGAGUUCCUUCACUUGUAACACUGCUCAUUCCUCUUAUGUUUUCAUUUGGGAUAUAUUUUUAAAGAUUUCAUAUCCAUGUGUAAGUGUGUUUCAUUUCAAUAAAGAUUAUUUUGAAUACUGGA
This is a messenger RNA of Xyrichtys novacula (pearly razorfish), 5852 nucleotides long. The record is from the annotation of a GenBank genome assembly. NCBI's taxonomy places the organism in Eukaryota, Metazoa, Chordata, Actinopteri, Labriformes, Labridae.